GGUCCCGGGCAUCCUCCCCCUCUUGACGCGCUCAAGGGCAAAUGGAGGUGCGCAGCAUCCUCUGAGCCUGGACUUUUCCUCUGCUGCUGAACACGGAAACGGUCCUCAUGAAAAAGGAGGAAAUCAUCAUCGCACUUGGGGCUAAGACAACAUGUCAAGCCUAAAUCAAUGAAGAAAUAGGGUCAAAAGUUUUUGGGAUGAUAAUUUUUGCAACAUGCACUUUAUCACGUUGUUGAUGGGACUUUGGGAUCUUAAGCAAGCAAAAUGAACUGUGGAAAGACGACAUGGAUUUCACACGGAGGGUCUGUUUUCUCCUUCUAUAUCCCGGAUACAAAGCUGUUAAUCCCAGUAUUUCAUCUGUGAGCUAAUUCUAGCACAGGGGAAUCAGGAUGAAAAGAUGGCCAUUCUGUUACCAACGGGUCAUGAUGCCUUGCGGCAGUUUACUCGUGAAUCCUUGGCUGCCAUGGAACAGCGGAUCUUGCAGGAGCAGGCCAGGAAGGCCAAGCUCUGUGCAGAGGCCCAGAAAAAUACAGAGCCCCCCAAACCCAGGGCUGACCUGGAGGCGGGCAAACAGCUGCCCCGCAUCUAUGGGGACAUACCCUCAGACCUCAUCGGAGUGCCACUGGAGGAUAUCGACCCAUACUACAAGAACCAGAAGACAUUUAUAGUACUUAACAAAGGAAAGGCCAUCUUCAGAUUUAGUGCCACGUCUGCUAUUUAUUUAUUAAGUCCUUUUCACUGCUUGAGGUCCCUUGCUAUCAAAGUGUUAGUCCAUUCGUUCAUUAUGUGCACUAUCCUGACCAACUGUUUCUUCAUGGCCAUGUCCGAUCCACCUACAUGGACCAAGUACCUGGAGUAUACCUUCACUGGCAUUUACACAUUUGAGUCAGCAAUAAAAAUAUUUGCAAGAGGCUUUUGUUUAGUGCCGUUCACUUUUCUCAGAGACCCUUGGAACUGGCUUGAUUUCAUUGUGAUUGUCAUGGCGUAUGUUACAGAAUUUAUUGAUCUUGGAAACGUCUCAGCUUUAAGAACUUUUCGAGUCCUACGAGCCCUAAAAACCAUCUCAGUGAUUCCUGGUCUGAAGACGAUUGUUGGUGCUCUGAUCCAGUCAGUGAAGAAACUGGCUGAUGUGAUGAUCCUGACCGUGUUCUGCCUGAGUGUCUUUGCUCUGAUUGGACUGCAGCUCUUCAUGGGCCUCCUGCGGCAGAAGUGCAUCCGCAGCCUCCAACACUGCGGCAACUCCUCCUUCAGCUCCAACACUACCUUUGUCUGCAACAACAAAACCUGGGCCUCACCUGAAGACUUCCUCACCAGUGAAGAAAAUUUCUACAAAGUUGAAGGAGCAAAGGAUGCCUUAAUUUGUGGAUAUGGAAGUGAUGCAGGGAAGUGUCCAGAUGGAUAUGACUGUCUGAAGAUUGGAAGAAACCCAAACUAUGGCUACACAAGUUUUGAUACAUUUGGUUGGGCUUUUCUGGCUCUUUUCAGGCUCAUGACUCAAGACUACUGGGAAAAACUCUUCCACCAGACCCUGCGCUCUGCGGGGAAGACUUACAUGAUCUUCUUUGUGCUGGUGAUCUUCAUGGGCUCCUUCUACCUGGUCAACCUGAUCUUAGCUGUUGUGGCUAUGGCUUAUGAGGAGCAGAAUCAGGCCACCAUCGCAGAGGCUUGGCAGAAGGAGAGGGAGUUUCAACUAGCCAUGGAGCACCUACGCAGAGAGCAAAGAUUGGCAGCAAAAAGACAGGCCCAGGAGGCACAGGCCAUGGUGUCUCCAGAGUUGUCUCCUUACUCUGUGAAAAUGGGCAUCAUACGCCGCUGCAGCACACGGCGGAGGAGGUCCUAUCGGACUUUAUCUGAGGAAGUGGGAGAGGACACUACAGAAGACAAGCUAGACCCGCCAGAUGAGCUCAUGGCUCCACUGUCCCCGAUGCCAGCCCAUCCUCUGCUGGCUACACUGUCCUCUCAUCCCCUCAGCACCAGGCGAAGCAGCCAGGUCAGCAUCUUCAGUGCAUUCAGAGCUCGCAACAAUUCAGAAGCCGAUGGAGACGAUGAGCACAGUAAUCAUGGAGACUUCAGGAGUAGAACCAACUCCAGCGCCACGCCAUGGAAACGAAGGGCCAGCAGUGUGAGAAGUCAUGGGUCCCAGGUCUUUACACCCACUCUCAAUUUGAAUGGGCGACUAAAUAUCUCCCUCGACCAGAAUGGAGCCACCGGACUUCAAAGCCCCAAGUCCAUCUCGGCUUUUAGCAUGGAGAGGAUCAAGGAAGACGCAAAGCCUAAAUGCACAGAGGAGACUAUAGCCAGAGCACUCCAGCCCUCGCCCGCCAUGGCAGAGCCCCCACGAGUGCCCAGGAAGAGAGGGCUCAGCUCUGUCAGCUUCUUUAGUGACGUCAUGGACGAGCUUGAAGAGUCUCGUCAGAAGUGCCAUCCCCGCUGGUAUGUAUUUGCUAAAAAAUACCUUAUCUGGGAGUGCUGCCCCUGGUGGUUGAAGAUAAAGCAGUGCGUGAAGCUGAUGGUGAUGGACCCUUUCUUGGACCUGGGCAUUACCAUCUGUAUCGUCCUCAACACUUUGUUCAUGGCACUGGAGCACUACCCCAUGACUGAGGAGUUCAACACUAUGCUGUCUGUGGGAAACCUGGUGUUCACAACCAUCUUUACAGCAGAGAUGGUGCUAAAGCUGAUUGCACUGGACCCUUACUACUACUUUCAACAGGGCUGGAAUAUUUUCGAUGGGAUCAUUGUAUGCCUCAGUCUGAUGGAGCUGGGACUGUCCAAUGUAGAAGGGUUGUCUGUGCUGCGCUCCUUUAGAUUGUUACGUGUCUUCAAGCUGGCGAAGUCCUGGCCCACCCUGAACACUCUCAUUAAGAUCAUUGGGAACUCUGUGGGCGCUUUGGGGAACCUGACUUUGGUACUGGCCAUCAUCGUCUUUAUCUUCGCAGUGGUGGGGAUGCAGCUUUUUGGGAAGAACUACCAGGACUGUGUGUGUAAAAUCUCCUUUGACUGUCAGUUACCCCGCUGGCACAUGAAGGACUUUUUCCACUCCUUCCUCAUUGUGUUUCGGGUGCUGUGUGGAGAGUGGAUUGAGACCAUGUGGGACUGUAUGGAGGUGGCAGGACAGCCCCUCUGCAUCCUGGUCUUCAUGUUGGUCAUGGUCAUUGGAAACCUGGUGGUUCUGAAUCUUUUCCUGGCCCUGUUGCUCAGCUCAUUCAGCUCAGAUAACCUCUCGGCCCCGGACGAAGACGGAGACUUGAACAAUAUUCAACUGGCCAUCGCCCGCAUCCACAGCGGAGUCACCUGGCUCUUCAGGAGUCUGCUGAACCUGCGCAACCGUGGAUUAAAAGGCACUAAAACCAAGGAAACCUGCUCAGGGAACAAACUGGUUGGGAAUCACUUGGAUUGUAAUGGGGGAGUCAUCAGUCGGUUUGGAGAGAAGUAUAUAAUCACAGAGGAGGACAGUUACAUGACCAACCCAAACCUGACCAUUGUGGUCCCGAUAGCUCCUGGAGAGUCUGACGGGGAGCUGGAGGAAGAGGACAUCACUGACUCCUCAGAAGAUGAAGAAAACAAACUGGAAAAGAUCAGCCUGUCUGAAGGCAGCACAGUGGACUUGAGAAAACCUGGAGAAGAGCAGGACAACUUGUCAGAGCUUGGAGAGGACAGUAUGGACCCAGAGGAGUGUUUUCCUGAAGUAUGUGUCCGUCACUGUGAGUGCUGCCGUAUUGACGUAACUCGAGGCCUGGCUCAGGUGUGGUGGCGCCUGAGGAAAACCUGUUACCAAAUUGUGGAGCACAGCUGGUUUGAGACAUUUAUCAUCUUCAUGAUUCUUCUGAGCAGUGGGGCCUUGGCUUUUGAAGACAUCUACAUCGAGCAGAGAAAGGUUGUAAAAGUUGUGCUGGAAUACGCAGACAAGGUGUUCUCUUAUAUCUUUGUGCUGGAGAUGUUCCUCAAAUGGAUCGCUUACGGCUUCAAGAAAUACUUCACCAACUACUGGUGUUGGCUGGACUUUCUCAUUGUGGAUGUGUCUCUGAUAAGCCUCGUGGCCAAUUCUCUGGGAUAUUCAGACUUUGCUGCCAUCAAGUCUCUAAGGACACUUCGAGCUUUGAGACCGCUAAGGGCACUGUCCAGAUUUGAGGGAAUGAGAGUGGUUGUGAAUGCUCUCAUUGGUGCCAUCCCCUCCAUCAUGAAUGUGCUGCUGGUGUGUCUCAUCUUCUGGCUCAUCUUCAGCAUUAUGGGUGUUAACCUUUUCGCAGGAAAGUUUGGCAAAUGUGUGAACAGAACAGGCUUCACCCACAGCCUCACUUUGGUCAACAACAAGUCACAGUGCAUCUCCAUCAAUGACACACAGUUUUACUGGACCACAGUUAAAGUCAACUUUGACAAUGUGGGGCUUGGAUAUCUCUCACUUCUACAAGUGGCUACAUUCAAAGGGUGGAUGGAAAUCAUGUAUGCAGCUGUUGACUCCAGAGGAGUGGAGGAGCAACCAGUCAGAGAGAUCAACCUCUACAUGUACUUGUACUUUGUUGUCUUUAUAGUUUUUGGCUCUUUCUUCACCCUUAAUCUCUUCAUUGGUGUCAUUAUUGACAACUUCAACCAACAGAAACGAAAGAUAAGUGGGCAGGAUAUCUUUAUGACUGAAGAACAGAAGAAGUACUAUAAUGCAAUGAAGAAACUGGGAUCUAAGAAGCCACAAAAACCAAUACCAAGACCUGCGAACAUUGUCCAGGGCUUCUUCUUUGACCUAGUGUCCAAACAAGCCUUUGACAUAAUGAUCAUGAUGCUGAUUAUCGUGAACAUGGUGACGAUGAUGGUGGAGACGGAUGAACAGUCACAGCGCACAGAGUCCAUCCUUAACAACAUCAAUCUGGUCUUCAUCGUCAUCUUCACCUCUGAAUGUCUUCUCAAGAUCUUUGCCCUCCGAUGUUACUUUUUCACUGUGGCAUGGAACAUCUUUGACUUUGUGGUCAUUAUUCUCUCUAUUGUUGGCAUUGUUCUGGCAGACAUUAUUGAGAAGUAUUUUGUUUCCCCAACGUUAUUUCGAGUCAUCAGAUUGGCCCGGAUUGGCCGUGUUCUCCGUCUCAUACGCGCAGCCAAAGGAAUAAGGACUUUACUAUUUGCCUUAAUGAUGUCUAUGCCUGCACUCUUCAACAUCGGCCUCCUGCUUUUCCUUGUUAUGUUCAUUUAUGCGAUUUUCGGUAUGGCAAACUUUGCAUAUGUGAAAAAACAAGACGGGAUUGAUGACAUGUUCAACUUUGAAACUUUUGGGAAUAGUAUGAUUUGCCUGUUCCAGAUCAGUACCUCUGCAGGCUGGGACAACCUGCUCAGCCCCAUCUUGGCCAGCUUACCUGAUGAGUGUGAUGUGACCUUUGUGAACACUGGCACCAACACGAAGGGGAAUUGUGGGAGCCCAUCAGUGGGCAUUGCUUUCUUUGUCAGCUACAUCAUCAUUUCUUUUCUCAUUGUGGUCAACAUGUACAUAGCCAUCAUUCUGGAAAACUUCAGUGUUGCGACAGAGGAGAGUACUGAGCCCCUCAGUGAGGAUGACUUUGAGAUGUUUUAUGAGGUUUGGGAAAAGUUUGAUUCUGAAGCAUCACAAUUCAUUGAGUUUUCAAAGUUAUCAAACUUUGCAGACAGUUUGUCAGAACCACUGCGCAUAGCUAAGCCCAACAGGAUCAAACUGAUUGCCAUGGACCUCCCUAUGGUCAGUGGUGACCGCAUUCACUGCCUGGACAUCUUGUUUGCCUUCACAAAACGUGUUCUGGGGGAGUCAGGUGAAAUGGAUGCUCUUAAACAACAGAUGGAGGAGAAAUUCAUGGCAACAAACCCCUCCAAAAUUUCCCAUGAACCGAUUACUUCAACUCUGCGACGCAAAAUGGAGGAGGUCUCUGCUAUUGUCAUCCAAAGAUGUUACAGGAGACAUUUGGUGCAGCGGCAGAUGAAGCAGGCAUCCUACCUCUACAGACAAAUCAACUAUGAGACUGUGGUGGACCUGGAGAAUGCCCCAGAAACACAGGGACUAAUCGCAUCAAUGAUCCACCACUAUGGGCCUGUCCCAUUAGAGGAUACAGAAAGAGAGACUACAAUGUCCUCUCCACCCUCCUACAACAGUGUGACUAGAUCAGACUCUCAAACUGAGCAUGAAGGCUAUGAGGAAACAUUUCUCUAAAAUUCAGAGGCCAUAAAAAUCAUUUAGUUUUUUCUACUUUUUUAAAAUGACAUUCAUAUGUACCAGUGGUCAAAGUUUUAAAGUGAGGACAGUGCAAAAACAAGUUAGAGAAAAAUAUUGUCACUAUAAUAAAAAUAAGCAUUUGUAAAAUGCACAUGAAGUGGCCAAAAUUUGGUGUAGCUAUUAAAAAACUAAAGAGAAACUUUUUAAACUUAAAAAUUUUCACAAUUAGCACGAAGCUAAAUUAUUUUGCUUGUUAAGCAGAUUUAAGUGAUUCAAUUACAUAAUUACUUGGGAAUUAUUUAGAAGCAAAUAAAAACAAGCCUCCACAAGACCUUUUUUGUUGAGCCAGUGGAACAGAGAAUAGAUUUUAUUGCUCACAACAAAUUACUAUUAAAAAUGAUCCUCUAUAAAUGUAAUUUACUACUGCUAUAACUAUAAGUAUGUCAAUUAUGUGCCUGAUUUUUAUUGUAGUCCGCACAGUCUGAAACUUUUUAACCGGUUAGAAAAGCAAAUGUGCACUUACUGUGCAAAAACCUCAGAGCUCAUUUUGUAAUU
Messenger RNA from Boleophthalmus pectinirostris (great blue-spotted mudskipper), 6718 nucleotides. Its product is annotated as sodium channel protein type 4 subunit alpha-like. Gene Ontology annotation, cellular component: plasma membrane; axon; voltage-gated sodium channel complex. The record is from RefSeq and is a predicted model, not a curated record. The coding region runs from base 398 to 6160 and encodes 1920 amino acids. Gene Ontology annotation, molecular function: protein binding; voltage-gated sodium channel activity. Lineage: Eukaryota; Metazoa; Chordata; Actinopteri; Gobiiformes; Gobiidae. The transcript is spliced from 27 exons. Gene Ontology annotation, biological process: neuronal action potential; sodium ion transmembrane transport; membrane depolarization during action potential.